AUGAACUUGAUGGCAAUGUACAUAGCUAAAGCAGAAAGUCAAUUCUAUCAAUGUCAAAAGAUAUUCGAUGAUGAAUUAUCUAAAAUAUGGCAAAAUCAUCGAAAUUUAGUUAAAAAUCAAGGCAUGACAACCGCUUUGAUCCAUCUCAUCGAGCGAUGUUUAACACUUAUAACAGAAAAAUUUCGUCAGAUUUAUAAUUAUCGAUUUGAUUAUUAUCUUCAAAAUGACCAUCAACAACAACAACAACAAAUUGGAUUUUCCACAUCUCUGAUCAUCGAUACCACUCAUAAAUUAACGAAGAAAGAAAUGCAAUUAUUAAAUCGUGGACCAAGUUAUGUUCCACCCUAUCAAUUAUCCAUAUCUUCUUUUAUGACAACCAACGAUGAAAUAAUAAAAAGAAAAUAUGCACCGUUAAAACAUCAGUUAGCCACUCUUUUUUCAAAAUAUCAUAUUAAUAUUGCCAUAUCAAUGGAUAUUGAACAAAAAAUCCAUGAACAAUUUAAAAAUCUAUUUUCUAUAUCUCUACCAAGUACUAUACGACAACGAGCUCUCUAUGAAAAACAAUUAGUUCAAUCGAUUCAUCGUUUCUAUUUGGGAAAUUCACAAAAUUUUCAAACAAAAGCCCAUCAAUAUUUAUCAAAUUCAGAUUCUUUUCAAUUACUAAUGACAUUGAAUGAAACAAAUGAUCAAGAACCAGUACAUGAUAAAUUUCAUGGUAUGAUUGAAUCCAUCAAUUUUGCUUUGAAAAUAUUAAAACAUAGAAAAGCAAUCGAUCCUCAUACAAUCACUCGAUUGUUGGUCGAUCCAACUAAAAUUCAAUUAUCUGAUAUGGAUUUUUUAUGUGAUAUUUCUCAUGAAAAUGAACUACAAUUAGUACCUUUGCUUCCACAUUUAAAUACAUUGACAUCAAAGAUAGGUGAAUAUUUAAAUCGAUUACUUCGACCAUUUGCUGAUCGUAUUAUGAAAACAACUCAAUUUCAUCAUGAUAUUGAUUUUAUUCAAAAAUUGAAUCAUUAUGCUUGUACACAACGUCGUUUAACUGCAACCACACUCUUUUGUACUAUAAAGAUAUCGAAUUUUUAUUAUCUAGAUUCACAUGCAAAUAUUAUUGAUUGGAUAGGUUAUUUUUUACAAGAUAAUCUCGGUACAAACAAACUGGAGCAAAUAUCAAUUAUGACCAUUAAAAAUCUUCUACAAUUAUUUCUCUACAAUAAUAUAUUUCGUUAUCAUGAACAUAUCUAUACAUUUACAAAAGGGAGUCCAACGACGAUGCCUAUUACUGAUACAUUAUCCAAUAUUUAUCUAUUUCAAUGGCAAACAAAAUUAUUACGUAUCAUUAAACAAAAUGAUGGAUUCUUUGGUAGAUGUAAAGAUGAACUAUUUUUUACAUGGAAUAGUUCUUCAAAUGAACUUCAUGAUUUGUUACGAAGUAUAAAAAUUCAAUAUCCGAAUGUCUAUUUUCAUACAUCGAUCGGAAAGAGAUAA
Messenger RNA from Rotaria socialis, 1485 nucleotides. The record is from the annotation of a GenBank genome assembly. NCBI's taxonomy places the organism in Eukaryota, Metazoa, Rotifera, Eurotatoria, Philodinida, Philodinidae.